GGGAGAUAGUUUCUUUCCUUCUCUCUUUCCUUCAGAGUUUAUUUUUGGACUGUAAACUUUUUCCCGUAAACCAAGCGAACCUGCUAAUUUUAACGCCUUUGCCUUUGAGCUCUACUCCUUACCCCAGCGCACUCCACCCUACCCUACCCGCUCCCUCCCUCGCCCAGACCCUGGGUCUUUACCUGGAACUGCCAUGGCUCUGGUAAGAGGGGUCGCGGGACCCCUGGGCUUUCGAGAGGGCGCUCGCUUCCCGCUGGCCGCGAGGACAGCCCACAGCUAGGACGGCUUCUUCCUCCCACCGGCGCCGCGGCACCCAGGAGCAGAGUCCUGAGCGCUGACCAGCAUGAGCAACAUUUACAUCCAGGAGCCUCCCACGAACGGGAAGGUUUUAUUGAAAACUACAGCUGGAGAUAUUGACAUAGAGUUGUGGUCAAAAGAAGCUCCUAAAGCUUGCAGAAAUUUCAUUCAGCUUUGUUUGGAAGCAUAUUAUGACAACACCAUAUUUCAUAGAGUUGUACCUGGUUUUAUAGUCCAAGGGGGAGAUCCUACUGGUACAGGGACUGGUGGAGAUUCUAUCUAUGGAGCCCCAUUCAAGGAUGAAUUCCACUCACGGUUGCGUUUUAAUCGGAGAGGACUGGUUGCCAUGGCAAAUGCUGGUCCUCAUGAUAAUGGCAGUCAGUUUUUCUUUACACUGGGUCGAGCAGAUGAGCUUAACAAUAAGCACACCAUCUUUGGAAAGAUUACAGGGGAUACAGUAUAUAACAUGCUGCGACUGACAGAAGUAGACAUUGAUGAUGAAGAAAGACCACGUAAUCCACACAAAAUAAAAAGUUGUGAGGUUUUGUUUAAUCCUUUUGAUGACAUCAUUCCAAGAGAAAUAAAAAAGCCAAAAAAAGAGAAACCAGAGGAGGAAGUAAAGAAAUUGAAACCCAGAGGCACAAAAAAUUUUAGUUUACUUUCAUUUGGAGAGGAAGCUGAGGAAGAAGAGGAGGAAGUAAAUCGAGUUAGUCAGAGCAUGAAGGGAAAAAGCAAAAGUAGUCAUGACUUGCUUAAGGAUGAUCCACAUCUCAGCUCUGUUCCAGCUGUUGAAAGUGAAAAAGGGGAUGCAGCAGGAGAUUCAGAUGAUGAUGGAGAAUAUGGAAGUGCAGAGCAUGACGAAUAUGUUGAUGGUGAUGAGAAGGACCUGAUAAGAGAAAGAAUUGCAAAAAAGUUAAAAAAGGGCACAAGUGCAAAUGUUAAGACAGCUGGGGAGAGUGAAGUGGAGAAGAAAUCAGUUAGCCGCAGCGAAGAACUCAGAAAAGAAGCAAGACAAUUAAAGCGGGAACUCUUAGCAGCAAAACAAAAGAAAGUGGAAAAUGCAGCAAAGCAAGCAGAAAAAAGAAGUGAAGAGGAGGAGGCUGCUCCAGAUGGUGCUGUUGCAGAAUACAGACGAGAAAAGCAAAAGUAUGAAGCUUUGAGGAAGCAGCAGGCAAAGAAGGGAACUUCCCGUGAAGACCAGACCCUUGCGCUGCUGAACCAGUUUAAAUCUAAACUCACUCAAGCAAUUGCUGAAACUCCUGAAAAUGACAUUUCUGAACCAGAAGUAGAAGAUGAUGAAGGAUGGAUGUCGCAUGUACUUCAGUUUGAGGAUAAAAGCAGAAAAGUGAAAGAUGCAAGCAUGCAAGAUUCAGACACGUUUGAAAUCUAUGAUCCUCGGAAUCCAGUGAAUAAAAGAAGAAGGGAAGAAAGCAAAAAGCUGAUGAGAGAGAAAAAAGAAAGAAGAUAAAAUGAGAGUAAUGAUAAACCAGAACUAGCUGGAAAUGUGCCUGCAAUAAAUGGCCUUAAAACAGCCAUUGUUCCCAACAGCGUCACUUAAGGGUGUGAAAAGAAGCAUUUUUGAACUUGUUGUCUGGUUUUGAAAAACAAUUAUCUUGUUAUGUAAAUUGUGGAAUGAUGUAAGCAAAUGCUUUUGGUUACUGGUACGUGUUUUUUUUCCCCUAAUUGAGCUUUUAUAUUGCUAAAUUUGAAAUAAAAUCACUUUCCUUCUAGUUUACAUGUUAACCAUUUGCAGAAUGUACAAAUCUGUUUGUAUCUUUUUACCCUAAAAUAUGUGAAGGCUUCGUUUUCAAGAUUUUUUAUAAGACAUCUUUACAGAAAGAAUAUUUAAGGGAAACCUCUUUGGCAUUCUGUUACCACAGCACUAACUUUGAAAUACGAUUUUUAAAUUAUGUAAUAUAAAGAUUGAUGGUUUUGUCUUGCAUACAAAUAUCUAAAAAUAGCCAAAUCAGUAAGACUCAAUAGCCUUAAAUCUUAAGGAACCCCUAAGUGAAUGUUCACGCCUGUGUCUGGGCCAAUGCCUGGGUUUAAUUGAUGCAGUCAAGACAAUAACACACUAAGUAAUGUCAGCCAAGCUUAUUGCACACCCUGGCCUGACCCCAGGCUACCUGCUCACUCCUCUGCCCUUCUCAGCACAGCAACGGCAGGAGCACAUGCAGAGGUCCCAUCCUGGCAAUAGAACUCAUUAAGAAUUUAGCCUUUUAUGACAAUCAGUCCUGCUGGUUAUUUACUAUAUAUUAUCUGUACUAUUUAGUCAGUGUUUUCUAGAAUCUGAAUGCCAAGAUUAUACCACAGGUUAACUUCCAGUUACCUAGUAAAACCUCACCAGCCACGUCUUUUCAGGUAGUGUCUCAUCAGCUCUCUCUUUUGAAGUGGAAGCAACAGGCUUUCUUUAUAGCGCUUGCUCUCACAACGUAGCCCCAGACACUACACUAGAGCAGCAGCAGCAUCACUUACGGCCACGUUAGAAAUUCAAAUUCCUGCCAUACUACCCACCACCAUUAUCCCCAUCCAGACUAAUGAAUCUGAAACUUUGAUCAUAGAGGGCUUGUUAAACAGACCGCUGGCUUCACUGCUGGUGAUCCAAUCUUUGGAGACUGGCAAUAUCUAGUGAAGUUAAAAAUGUUCAUAUCCAGUGAUCCAAAAUUUCUAAUCCUAGGUCUGUUGCCUAAAGAAAUUCUCACACAUUGCUCAAGGGGACCUGUACUAAAUAUACGUUGAAGCAUCAACCAAAGAGUGGAUAAAUAAGUUAUUAUACAUCCAUGCUAUGGAAUAUUUUGUAAGCAGUGAAGAUUAAUAAGCCAGAGUUGUGUGUACUAGUUUAUCUUAAAAAUAAUGUGAGGAAUAGGCAAUCUCCUGUAUAAAAAUUUAAAACACACAACUCACCAUUAUAUAUUGUUUAUGGAUGUAUACAUGUAGCAAAAGUAUAAAAACAUAAAAACUAGUGGUUACCUCUGAGGAGGCAGAAGGAAUCCACAGGGGGCUUCAUUUGUGUUUGUAAUGGUUUAUUUCUUAAGACACAUGUUGGGUAGUCAAGCCUCAUUAUACUAUUCUCUUUACAUUUUGGUAUGCCAGAAACAUUUCAUAAUUUGUUCUUUAUGAUCAUAUCUAGAACCUGAGGUGAGAAGACAGGACACCCCCUUUCUUUUUUGCUUCAGAAGUAGGAGAAAGUUCCAAAGAGGAAGAGAGGGAUAUGAUAAAGGUGUUCUGGGGAACAGGUGCUAAGCCACCAAAAAAUAAGCCAGUGUUUGGAAAUGUGCUCUAUCUUUCCCUCACUGCCGUAAUAUCAAUUGUAUUACAGAUGUUCACAAAGCAAAAUAUUGUUUUCUACACUCACAAAGUCUCUGUUGUUUAUUAUGAAAAGUAUUAUUACCACUGGAUCUAUUUGUAUUGAAGUACCCCGUAGGUUUCUCUACCAUUCCUCCAAGACUGUGUCCACCUAAAACAGUGUGGUUUUAUCCCUAAAACAGAGGGAACCACAGGCCUCUAGGGCACAGCCAGAAGACUAGUAUUUAUAGGUUUAAAAAGAUAACUGAAUGACAAAAUUAAAACAGGUUGACUGAAUGCUCCUCAUCCUGCUUUAAAUUUCAAGGAGCAGAAAGAUCUGAAAUUCUACAGAGAUUAGAAUCUUACCAGAAUUUCACCAUGAUAAUAAAACUCAUUUUGAAUUUAACUGAAUAAUAGCAAUAACAAUUUUUUAAAAGCUGAAGAACAUGGUUAAAUUAUCUGUCAUAUAUAGUAUUAAAUGUGCUUAUAGUAAAAUCUUUGGAAAUGUCACAGGAACGUUUUUGGGCCAUGUGAAUUGCAAAAAUGAAAUAAAAUGAGUUCCAAGACCAAAAAAAAGAGAAGACAUAAGAAAAUUAGCCUGUAUAGUUCAUUCUAAUUUUAUAUUUAUUUGGAUUUAUUUUUCUCUAUGUACUUGCCCUAGGGAUGUUAUCCUGAGACCGUAAAGUCCGGUAGCCAUCUCCUUUGUUAUCUAUGGUGAUGCUGGGCAUUGUGGAGAACAGAGAGAAAAGCAACUCCUGGCAAUUUUUUUUUCUCAUUUUCUGACAAGCCAUUUUUUCACUUUGGUUGAAGCUGUCAGCGAGGUGAAAGUUAAAAUUAACUCUAGACCUCUCCUUUCUCAAUAGGUAAUUGAAGAAAUGCAGAUCGCUCUAGAAUUUUUAAUGGUAUAAUAUCAAAACACACAUUAUCACAUGCCCUCAGCUCUCUGUAUGCUCUGUGGCCACGCAGUCAGUAAUGCAUCUGCUGCAUCUAAAAAUGGGGACACCAUAGAAAAAGGUCAUUAAAAAGUGUGAGGAGAUGAGUGGUUUGCUGCUGUUGUUUUUAGAACAAGUUCAAUAAGCUAUGGUGUCCUUAUCAAACUGUCACUACCAAGUCUCUUGAUAGGAUCUGACGUGUGAGGUACAUAAACCUGUGCUGUUGUAUCACUGUGGCUUGAAUGGAAAAGGUUAGAUAAAUGCAGAAUAUUGCCCCAACAUGCUGUUUAAUCUUGGCGAUAACAAGAAAGAAAAUGGAUGUGUGAAGUGAGUUACCAUUGAGGGUUGUAUCAGUAUAAGCAAUUUGUAUGUACGGGGUGUAGAGAAGUUAAGAGGGGUUACAUUCUUUAACACCAUCAUUCACAAAAAAAAAAAAAAAAAAAAAAAAGGUCUUGUUUCUCUAUGGCUUUGACUCCUUUCCAGUGACUCUAUACAGUUUAUCAUGGGGUACCACUUCUGCUUACUAGAGACCAGGAGGUUUUCCUGUCUCACAUAUAUUUUAUCUCCUUUCUUUUAGCUUUUAAUGAAGAGAGGUGAAACAGGAGCCAUAUUUUAGAGAAAUCCUUUCUAAUAAGGAUUCGAUGAAAUCUGAAUUCCUAGAGAAAUAAAACACCAAAUCUUACUAAGAUGGGUAUUAGACAUCCCCUGCUUGUAGAAAGAAUACUCAUGUAUUCCCCCAAAUCUUCCUUGACAAAGCUAUACUCAAACAUCUUUGUCACAGGUGCUAAGGGCUGUGCUAAUCCCUGUGCAGAGUUUUCAGUGGUGUACAGCUAAAUUGGCUCCCUAAAAAAAAACAGAAAGCAAGAAAAGCCCUGCUUUGCAUCAUUUGCUGACUUCUGUGGUGUAAAUACUCUCACCAUGGCUGAUUUCAAGCCACCAAAGGUAGCUCCAGGAUACAACUGGUUAUUUUUCCCAUUCUGUUUCAUUGCUAGCUAAAAGCUUAUGUAGUAACUCUUGCACUGGCACUAAAGAACUCACAAAGGUUUUUAACCUUUUUCCAAGAUGACAACCUUCAGAAGUAUUUCUCUUUUAUGUAAAAAGAGGGGGGAGAAAGGAAGGAAAUGUAAUUAUAGUUCUUUGAAUUAUUCUCUGUAAGUGAUAAUGUACAAAUCCAUCAUUUAUAUUUUUUUGGAAGAUAUUUUGGGUUAGGGAUGGAGAAUCCUACCUGGAGGGAAGACUGGCUUCUAAGUGAAAUGCAGACAGGAAUCUGGUCUCUCUCCCACAUCUGCUCGGGAUUAUUCCUUUAAGUUUAGAUCAUGAUAUUAUUUCAUGUUACUUGAUCAGCAAAAACAUCUUCGGGAGGCUUUCUUCAGAGCACCAGUCAAAAAGAAGGUGUUCUUUGUCUUUUAGAAAAUUGUUAUUUUCUCAUUCCAUGAUGCCAGAAAUGAUAAUCAUUGCUGCAGUUCCAGAACUUUUUAAUAAUCAGGAUAAUUUUGAGAGCAGAAAACUCUUAAGUGACUUUCCCAUUUAUUUUCUGACUAAUCUAGUUGGAGCUUUAUUAUUCAAGUGUUUUAAUAACAAUGUAUUUGAAAUGAAGGCCAUCAUGUAUAGAAAGUAAAUGACUAAAGUAGUAUAUAUUCUAUGGCUAGUUCUCAACGGUUAUGAAUAAACUUAAAAUUUGUGAAUUA
Messenger RNA from Mesoplodon densirostris (Blainville's beaked whale), 6202 nucleotides. It is a transcript of the gene CWC27, whose product is annotated as CWC27 spliceosome associated cyclophilin. NCBI's taxonomy places the organism in Eukaryota, Metazoa, Chordata, Mammalia, Artiodactyla, Ziphiidae. Gene Ontology annotation, biological process: protein folding; protein peptidyl-prolyl isomerization. Bases 344 to 1765 code for a protein of 473 amino acids. The transcript is spliced from 15 exons. Gene Ontology annotation, cellular component: catalytic step 2 spliceosome. Gene Ontology annotation, molecular function: peptidyl-prolyl cis-trans isomerase activity. The record is from RefSeq and is a predicted model, not a curated record.